Messenger RNA from Bactrocera tryoni, 5933 nucleotides. RefSeq names its product kinase D-interacting substrate of 220 kDa B (gene Arms). The transcript has 12 exons. Gene Ontology annotation, molecular function: protein binding. The coding region runs from base 497 to 5203 and encodes 1568 amino acids. The record is from RefSeq and is a predicted model, not a curated record. NCBI's taxonomy places the organism in Eukaryota, Metazoa, Arthropoda, Insecta, Diptera, Tephritidae.
AAGCAAAAUAAAAAACAGAAUACUCAAAAUGUUUAUAAAACAUGCAUGCUUCUACAAUUGCUGCCAAACAUGUAUACACAUACACACGCAUAUUUACAAACAAACAGCAGUGUGCUAACAAAAACAGGAAUAUUAAUAUUCAUGCAUUAUCACUAAAUUAACGAAUUUGUAUGCCAUCAUCAACUCAAGUGUUUUUGUUAAGAUAAUUUCACUAUCAACUCAACAACAACAACGCGCAUAGUUUUUAAUACAUUUUUUCGUGGAAAACCCAAAAAGUGCUCAUCAUUUACGAGUACACAUCCUUAUCGCGCCUGAAACUCUACGCUAAGUAGGAGACAUUUGACACUUCUUGCCACUCAUUUGACACUUUCGAUUGGUGUACAAAUAUCGAAUAGUGUCUAAACACACAUACAUACGCACGUAAAAGUGUGCUGCAUAUUUUUUAAUUUAAACUAAUUUAUUGUAAAAGCGGUGCGCUGCAGGCACCACACUUAGCAUGAAGUUGUCAAAGAGUUUGGAUGAGCUAAUUCUGAGCGCAUCGCGUCUAAGUCUGAAUAAUUUACGUUCGCCGACUCGUAAGAAAACGAAAAAUCAUCUCAAUCGCUACGGAGAUUCUAUGGGUUCACUAGCACAUCGAGCGCUCCUACAAUAUGUGGAAAAUAAUGACCUAUCCGGUUUGCGCGCUAUCUUAGAUAGUCGGCAUUUAUCCGUCGAUGAUCGUGAUGAGAAUGGCACCACUGGACUUAUGGUUGUUGCUGGACGUGGCUUAACUGUUUUUGUGCGCGAAUUCUUGGCACGCGGCGCGGAUGUCCAAGCGGAGGACAAUGACAACUGGACGGCACUUAUAUGCGCGGCCAAAAAUGGUCACUUCGAUAUCGUACAAGUGCUCAUCGAUCACGGCGCCGAUAUUGAGCAUCGUGAUAUGGGCGGUUGGACGGCAUUAAUGUGGGCCGCUUACCGUGGCCACACCGAUCUGGUGCGUUUCUUGCUCGAGAAAGGCGCAGACGUGAAUGUACAUGGCAAUUAUCAUUUGGGUCCACUGCUGUGGGCAGCAGGUCGUGGCUUCAGAGAUAUUGUGGAAUUGCUGGUGCAACGCGGUGCUAAGGUCAAUGUCGGCGACAAGUAUGGCACAACAGCGUUGGUGUGGGCGUGCCGUAAAGGCAAUGCUGAGAUUGUCGAUACGCUACUAAAGGCCGGUGCUAAUGUCGACACAGCGGGCAUGUAUUCGUGGACGCCACUGCUGGUAGCCACCUCAGGCGGACAUACAGACUGUGUUACCUCGCUGCUGGAGAAGAAACCCAAUGUUAAUGCGUUGGAUAAAGAUGGCAUGACCGCGUUGGCGAUUGCGAGUCGUGAGGGCUUCCAGGAAAUAUGCGCGGCUCUUAUCGCCGCUGGCGCCUACAUCAACAUACAAGAUCGUGCCGGCGACACGCCCCUCAUACAUGCCGUCAAGGGUGGUCAUCGCGGCGUUGUUGAAGCGCUGCUUAAGAAGCAUGCUGAUGUCGAUAUACAAGGUAAGGAUCGAAAAACCGCUAUAUACACCGCGGUGGAGAAGGGUCACACGCAUAUCGUAAAGAUACUAUUGUCCACCAAUCCCGAUCUUGAGGCGGCGACUAAAGACGGUGAUACCGCGCUGCUGCGCGCCGUGCGCAAUCGUAAUCUGGAAAUGGUGCAAAUGCUGUUGGAUCGCAAGGCAAAGGUGACGGCGAGCGAUAAGCGCGGUGACACCUGCUUGCACAUUGCUAUGCGCGCGCGUUCUAAAGCGAUUGUGGAGGCAUUGCUGCGCAACCCCAAAAAUAGUCAGCUCUUGUACAGAGCCAAUAAAGCCGGUGAGACGCCAUACAAUAUCGAUACCAUACAUCAAAAAACCAUACUGGGACAGGUGUUUGGCGCGCGUCGUCUCAAUACGAAUGAAGACUCGGAAGGCAUGCUCGGCUAUGAAUUGUACUCUUCCGCUUUGGCUGAUGUAUUGAGUGAACCCACGCUAACCACACCCAUUACGGUCGGUUUGUACGCCAAAUGGGGUAGCGGUAAAAGCUUUCUGCUCAACAAACUGCGCGAUGAGAUGAAUAAUUUCGCGCGCCAGUGGGCGGAACCGCCCAUCAAUACGAGUGGCUUGAUGUUCCUGGUAAAUCUGCACAUUGCGCUAGUGCUAGGCACCGUAGUCGGCAUGUCUUCGUGGUCUGCCAUGUGGGGCGGUAUAGCGGCAGUGCUUUAUUUAGUGUUCACAUACCUCCUGCUUGCCAGUAUUAAUUAUGCCAACAACCAUAUGGACGCCUACUGGGCCUAUUCGGUGCAACAUGGCAUUAUGAAGCGCUUCGGUCGUCUACGUCUCAUAUUACAGGUGGCAUUCUGUCAUCCGCCCGGCGCGCAGGCGGACGCACAAGCGAAGCCGGUGCGUUUUCACUUUGCUGAGGCGAGCAGCGCGUCGCCUACGGGCGAAAGUGCGGUUACACAUAUGUUGGCUGCGCUCUAUGAAGCCAUCGAAUCGCACUAUGGUUGGCUGUCGACACGCUUGUAUCGCGCGUUUCGUCCCAAGGCGUUGAAAGUGACAUCCAGUUGGCGUUGGCGUCGCAUGUGUUGCAUGCCACUUGUGAUCAUUUUCGAGUUAUGUCUGUUAACACUUAUUACGGGUAUUUCGCUCGUGGUGGCGUACUUCACGUACGCUUCGGCCGAGGAAAAAGAAAGUAUACUCGUUUCGAUUUAUGUAAUUUGCGCGAUAUUAGUGACUAUUAUCUGCACGAAUUUACACGGACUGGCGAAGGCAUUCGGUUCGCUAUUCAUUUCACAAGGCCGCCAUUUGCGUCGUUCGGUGCGUCUUAAUGAGGGCGCGCCACUGACUGCAAUGGGCGCCGAGGUGGCGCUCAUGACCGAUAUGGUGAAGUGCCUGGAUGCUUUUACGAAUCAGCAAAGCCGUCUUGUGGGCGUAGUGGACGCAUUGGACUCAUGUGAUACGGAGCGCAUUCUCUGCGUGCUCAACGCCAUACAAACGCUGCUCUCCUCACCGAAUCGUCCAUUUGUUCUGCUCAUCGCUGUCGAUCCGCAUGUGAUUGCCAAAGCAGCAGAGGCUAAUAGCAGACGUCUCUUCACCGAAGGUGGCAUUGGUGGCCACGAUUUCUUGCGCAAUCUGGUGCACUUGCCGGUGUACUUGCAGAAUUCUGGUUUGCGUAAGGUGCAACGCGCUCAAAUGACCGCUAUGCUCUUCAAACGCAACUACAGUGAAUUCCCCAACGAGGAUGGUCCGACGCUGGGACAUUCGGUGUCGGCGCGUCGCUUGUCCAAUGCAUCGGAAAUAAUGUCCAGUCAAGAAAAAUUGCGCACCUCCCAUAAUCCCGGGCGCAGCGGCAAGAAGAUGCGUCUCUCCGAGUCGGUGGCCAGUUCGAUUGGCUCGAAUUUGCAUCGUUUGGGUCAGAAUCCGCAGGGCGUGCUCGAUCUAUCGCGCAUCAUGUUAACCGAUGACUACUUCAGUGAUGUGAAUCCCCGCAGCAUGCGACGUCUCAUGAAUGUCAUCUACAUAACCGUGCGUCUACUGAAAGCAUUCCAAAUAGACUUUAGUUGGUAUCGUUUAAGUUCUUGGAUCAAUUUAACGGAGCAGUGGCCGCUGCGUGCCAGCAUGAUUGUGCUGCAGCACGACAACUUCAUGGACUCAUACGACGAUAAUGUGUCACUGCAAGCAGUCUAUGAAAAAGUGCGUCCGAAAAUCGCUUGCCUACGCGAGGCAGCACCGCUGCUCGAGCUCGAUCGCGAUGAACGCAAAUUGGAUGCAUUCUUGCAGUUGCAUAAAUCGGAUUUGUUAGUGGCGGAUUUGCGCAUAUUUCUGCCUUUCACUAUCAAUCUCGAUCCAUAUUUGAGAAAAGUUUUGAAAGAGGACCAACAAUCGAUCGAAGAUGAAGGCACGCUAAUGCUACAGAAUAAGCCGAGCAUUAAUCCUGCCGUACGCAUACCCCCACCAACACCGACGUAUGUGCCUUCGCCCGCUGCUUAUCCGCCAUAUCAAUUAUUCCACAACGACUAUGAGUUGAGACAUCGAAAUGCCAGUAUAAAUUCGGAGCCGGCUAUGACGCCUCUAAUCGGCUCGCCAAGUGAUUCGUUUGGUGAUGACGUGCUGCAGACAAAACUAUCCGACUUAACGGUGGAAGGUGUCAUCAGCUUGCUGGAGCGCGUCGAUGACUUGCGUCCCGCUUUGCCGAAAUUAUCACCUAUUCUCAAAGAGAAUGCCAUAAACGGGCGCGUAUUGAAAUACUGCGAUACUAACGAUCUGAAAGGGGUGCUCGGUCUUAAUUUUGGCCACUGGGAAUUAUUUAGAUUACUUAUAAACACAUUGCGAGACUGUGAAAAAUUGCAACGUAAAUUCAAGCCAACACCGGCGAUAGCCGAUGUGCCAGCUUCAAACACGACAGCGCCAAAAGACAGUACAGACACGCAUACGCUGGCGCCGAGUCAACCGCAUUCGCGCAAAAACUCAACCACGAGUCAUAUGGAAAAGCAGGUCACGCUGGAGGAGCAAAUGAUUUGCGGCGCUUUGCAAACCCUCAACGAGGAGGCCUUCGAGGAUGUGGCGAGCAGUGAGCGACCCAGCCCAUCGGGUUUGCCUACAGGUGAGAUGUUAGCUGCAGCUGCACAACUGCAAUUAGCGCCCAUACGCGAGUCAUCGGAAUUCGGUUCACCGUCCGAUGACCUCAAAUUUAAUCACUUCCUACAGUAUGCCAACAAUAACAACUACGGCAAUUUUCAUACACAACAACAUAAUCACAGCGACAGCACGCAUUCGCUGCAAAGUAUCGGUAUUGGUGGUGGUGGUGGUGGUGUUAGUGUUGGUGUUGUUGGUAAUAACACUAUCCAUAUGGGUAAUGGAGGCACUGGCGUUUUUAAUAAUGGUAAUAUUGGUGGUGGCGACAUGUAUAAGUUGCGUCAUAGUAUUGUUGGUGAUGCCAGCACCCAAGCUGCCGUACAAUUGUUGGCUAAUCAACAACAACAACAACAUCAGUUAACAGCUGGUGGUCAUGGUCAUCAUCGCAAUCAGCGCCAUCACUCGGUAGGUGAUGAUUUGCUCUAUGAAUCCCUAAUGCCUCAACAACAACAACAACUGCGUUCGCCUAUACAACAACAGCAGCAGCAGCAACAACAACGUAAUACAGUACCAACAGUUGUUGUCAUACCAAAUACAAAUAGUGAUCACGAUAUCAGCGAUACGCCUCUAUAGUAAAGCAAGGCGUUAGAUUUCGAAAAAUAUUUAUUUUCGAAUUGUCGGAACAUUCUUUUAGUAACUAUGCAAUAUUACGGUGCCAGUAACAAAUGCAAUUAUCUAAACUAGUACAUACACGUAUAUAUUGUAUUGUGGUUAUCGGUCACAAACCCUCCCAGAACUGCACCACUAACAGCACACAUAUUGUUGGCACAAUACCGUUCACACACAUAUACACGUACACUCACAGGCACUUGAAGUAUUAACAAAUUUGUGUUAUCAUAAUUGUUUAUGGAGUACGUUUGCGUGGUUACAGCGUCACGGUAUGACUAAGAGCCCGAGAACUUUUAGAUUUUAUCCAAUCUAGUCGAGUUAUAUAAGAAAUGCAGUUUGGAGCGCAAUUCAGCGCAGUAUUAAGCGCCCACUUUGUGUAUUAACCGCUUUAGUUUCGAUUUUUUGACAAAAUAUUAAAUAAAUUUUAAAUACAUUUGACAAAAUUCAUAGCUGAAUUUACCUAGCCAGAGAAUAUAUACAAGUAUAUAGUUUUUUAAUAUAUUUUAUUUGAAAAAAAAAAACAACAAGAAAGUUUUUAAAAACACGUUAAGUCAUAUAAAUUUAAAAAAAAAAUCGAUGUGGAGAAAUAAUGGAACUGAAUAUACUGGACGUCUUUAGUUUCGAAAAUAUGUUUUUAACUGACCUUUUAAAAAACCAUAAUUAGGUUUCAAAAUUUUUGUUUUUUAAAGAAUCA